Paramecium sonneborni is the source of this 187-nucleotide messenger RNA. The record is from the annotation of a GenBank genome assembly. Lineage: Eukaryota; Ciliophora; Oligohymenophorea; Peniculida; Parameciidae.
AUGGCUCUCAAGAAACUAUAAGAAUCUAAGCUUGAGGAGCCCCCUGAAUUAACCGAUUAAAAAAUAGCUUUUAAAUCUAUGCUCUCUCAAACUCAAAAUAAAAUGAAGAAAAUUUGGUACCAUUUAUUAGAAUCAAUCAAAUAAAUAUUUGAUAUAAUUGAACAGGAAAAUAAAUCAUAUAUCAAUC